Messenger RNA from Microcebus murinus (gray mouse lemur), 2195 nucleotides. RefSeq names its product keratin 4 (gene KRT4). Gene Ontology annotation, cellular component: keratin filament. NCBI's taxonomy places the organism in Eukaryota, Metazoa, Chordata, Mammalia, Primates, Cheirogaleidae. Gene Ontology annotation, molecular function: structural constituent of skin epidermis. The record is from RefSeq and is a predicted model, not a curated record. Gene Ontology annotation, biological process: intermediate filament organization; keratinization.
UCACUGACCUGCCCCUUCGCUUCUCUCUGACAGCUCCAAGCUCACUCUCCUCUCUGCAGCCAUGAUUGCCAGACAGCAAGGUGUCCGAGGCGGGUCCCGGGGCUUCAGCUGUGGCUCUGCCGUUGUAGGUGGAGGCAAGAGGGCUGCCUUCAGCUCGGUCUCCGUGUCUGGGGGUGCAGGCCGCUGCUCUUCUGGGGGCUUUGGCAGCAGGAGCCUCUACAACCUUGGAGGGAACAAGAGCAUUUCCAUGAGCGUGGCUGGGUCCCGACAAGGCACCUGCUUUGGGGGUGCUGGAGGCUUCGGCGCUGGCGGCUUUGGUGCUGGAGGCUUUGGUGCUGGUGGCUUUGGUGCUGGUUUUGGCACUGGCAGCUUUGGCGGUGGAUUUGGGGGCUCCUUCGGUGGCCGGGGUGGUUCUGGCUUCCCCGUCUGCCCUGCUGGGGGGAUCCAAGAGGUCACCAUCAACCAGAGCCUGCUGACCCCACUCCACGUGGAGAUCGACCCUGAAAUCCAGAAAGUCCGGACUGAGGAACGUGAGCAGAUCAAGAUCCUGAACAACAAGUUCGCCUCCUUCAUUGACAAGGUGCGGUUCUUAGAGCAACAGAAUAAGGUCCUGGAGACCAAAUGGAACCUCCUCCAGCAGCAAACGACCACCACGUCCAGCAAAAACCUUGAGCCCUUCUUUGAGACCUACCUCAGUGCACUCAGGCAGCAGCUGGAUGCCUUUGCCAAUGACAAAGGGCGCCUGCAGUCUGAGCUGAAGACCAUGCAGGACAGCGUAGAGGACUUCAAGACCAAGUAUGAAGAAGAGAUCAACAAACGCACAGCGGCUGAGAAUGACUUUGUGGUCCUCAAGAAGGACGUGGACGCUGCCUACAUGACCAAGGUGGAGUUGGAGGCCAAGGUGGAUGGUCUUAAUGAUGAGAUCAACUUCCUGAAGGUCCUCUACGAUGCGGAGCUGUCCCAGAUGCAGACCCAUGUCAGUGACACAUCUGUGGUCUUGUCCAUGGACAACAACCGCAACCUGGACCUGGACAGCAUCAUCGCCGAGGUCCGUGCCCAGUACGAGGAGAUCGCCCAGAAGAGCAAGGCCGAGGCUGAGGGGCUGUACCAGAUCAAGGUCCAGCAGCUCCAGAUCUCAGUUGACCAACAUGGGGACAACCUGAAGAACACCAAGAUUGAAAUCGCAGAGCUCAACAGGAUGAUCCAGAGGCUGCGGGCUGAGAUUGAGAACGUGAAGAAGCAGUGCCAGACUCUGCAGACGUCCGUGGCUGAUGCUGAGCAGCGAGGCGAGAACGCCCUCAAGGAUGCCUAUAGCAAACGCACAGAGCUGGAGGCCGCCCUGCAGCGAGCCAAGGAGGAGCUAGCACGGAUACUGCGAGACUACCAGGAGCUGAUGAGCGUGAAGCUGGCCCUGGACGUGGAGAUCGCCACCUACCGCAAGCUGCUAGAGGGCGAGGAGUGCAGAAUGUCUGGAGAAUGCCAGAGCGCUGUGAGCAUCUCCAUGGUUGGAGGUGGCUCCAGUGCUGGAGGCAUCGGCAGAGGAUUAGGAAGCUCCUCCGGGUUUGGCCUGGGUGGUGGCUUUGGCUCCGGCUCUGGAAGCGGCUUUGGAUUUGGUGGUGGUGUCUCUGGCAGUUCCAGCAGCAAGAUCAUCUCUACCACCUCCCUGACCAAGAAAUCCUACCGGUAGAGGAGACGAGGUCCUGCAGCCCCCUGAGCCCAGCCGGGCCCAACCCUGGUGUCUCUUUGCUCCCUUUGCCUGGCCUCACUACUCCCUACCCUGCGGCUUGUCUUACCAGUGCCACCUCCACUCUCCCCUGGGCUCUCUCUGCUCCAGGAUGAUCUUCUGUGCUGGGACAGGGACUCUGUCCUCUUGGAGUUUGGCAGCCUUUUCUUGAUUUGGGCCUGGAGACCCACCUGGAAUGGGAUGGGUGUCAGCUGACUUUUCACCUGCCAUAGACAGAGGAGAAAAUGACCAGGAGCUUCAUCUCCAGAAUUAUCAGGGUCACAUAUGUCCCCUCCAAUGCCAUCUCCCACCAGAUCCUGGAUGUUCAUCUAUACCAGACCAAACUCAUUGUCCAUUUCCUUGCAACUGGCCCCGCAAGGUUAGGACAAGAACCACUCAGUGCCUCAUUCUACUCUCUCAUUCCCUCUCUCCAUCUUCAGGUGAAUCUUCAAUAAAACGCUUUUGUCAUUCA